AAAGACAACACUUUUAUCAAUGGUGGACUCAAAUCUGGCCUUCAUCUCCUUAAUCCUUCUAUUUCCCAUAUCAAUCUUCAUCUUUCUCUUCAUAAUCAUCCGUCCUCGUGGAAUCAAGAUUCCGAUCAAGGGUCGUCACGUAUUCAUCACCGGUGGAUCCAGCGGCAUCGGCCUGUCUCUAGCUCACCGUGCAGCGGCAGAAGGCGCCGCUCGUGUAUCGAUCCUAGCUCGAAGUAAAUCGAAGCUGGAAGAUGCAAGAAAUGAAAUCCAACUUGCCACAGGAAUCGACGUUACUGUUUACAGUGUCGACGUUCGCGAUUUCGAUGCUGUGAAGAAGGCGAUUGAAGAUGCGGGUCCGAUCGAUGUGCUGGUUUGCAAUCAAGGGUUUGCAAAGCCGGAAGAGUUUGAGAAUCAGGAAAUGCAGGAUAUUAAGUUCAUGAUUGAUGUUAAUCUUAUGGGAACAAUUCAUUUGAUUAAAGCUGCAUUACCUGGAAUGAAGAAUAGAAAAGAUGGAAUUCCAGCUUCAAUUUCAAUUACAUCAUCACAAGUUGGGCAGGUUGGAAUAUAUGGUUAUGCUGGUUAUGCAGCUAGUAAAUUCGGGUUAAGGGGUUUUGCAGAAUCAUUACAGCAAGAGAUUAUAAUGGAUAAUAUUCAUGUUUCACUUAUAUUUCCUCCUGAUACUGAAACACCAGGCUUCAUUGAAGAGAAUAAAACGAAGCCAGAGCUGACUAGUAUUCUAUCAUCUUCUUCGGGUGGGAUGAAUGCUGAUGAAGUUGCAAAGAAAGCUUUAGAUGGGAUCAAAUCCGGAAGUUUUGUUGUAUCUUGUAACUUUGAAGGAUUUCUAUUAGCUUUGGCUACUGCUGGUUUAUCCCCUCAAAGAUCGAGUUUAAUUGCAUUUGUUGAGGUUUUUUCAGCAAGCAUAUUGAGGAUAGUAGCAUUGUGUUUUCAAUGGAAUUGGUAUAGUUCUAUUGAGAAAUGGCAGAAAACUCAGAAGAAGCAAUAAAAUCGAAGUUGAAACCAUGUUUCGCGUGUAGCAAUGGACACGACUAACCUCUGAUGUUAUAAUAAUGGUUCUUUGAAUGUGCUUAGUUUGAAUUACAGCUGAUCCUAAACUUUGUUGUCUAUUCCUUUGAAGAAAAUAAUGACAAUAGUUUUUCAAUGGUUUCCUCUUUUGUCUGGA
This is a messenger RNA of Impatiens glandulifera, 1180 nucleotides long. Its product is annotated as 3-dehydrosphinganine reductase TSC10A-like. Bases 20 to 1003 code for a protein of 327 amino acids. Lineage: Eukaryota; Viridiplantae; Streptophyta; Magnoliopsida; Ericales; Balsaminaceae. The transcript is spliced from 4 exons. The record is from RefSeq and is a predicted model, not a curated record. Gene Ontology annotation, biological process: sphingolipid biosynthetic process. Gene Ontology annotation, molecular function: 3-dehydrosphinganine reductase activity. Gene Ontology annotation, cellular component: endoplasmic reticulum membrane.